UAUGAAGCAAAAAAUAAAUGACUUACUUUUGCUGCGUCUAUCUGGAAUUCUUUCGGAUGGUUGAUCUUGGAAGCAAAUAUCGUUUGAUGAAUAAUUAUGUCUGCAUACCACAUUUCUGAAGUUCUCUAAUUUUUAUUGGAUUAGUUUCUAAAUUAUUGGCAUUUAUUUGGAACUCUUUUAAAAAUUUAUUUCUUCAAAUAAUUGGUUUAUGUCGGCCUGUUGGGCAAGUUUCUUCAGGCUUUUCUCUGACCAUGAGAAGCAUACUCCUGUACAAACCCACCUAUCCUUUUGGUAAGUGUAGAAAUUAGAAUAUCAUGGUUUCACUCUCGUAAUAUAAUGAGCAUGGGAAGGUUUGACUCAAAGACGCCAGGGGAGUUGUUGGAAGAGAACAUAUAAAUGGUGUGCUUUUUGUCAUCUAUAUUCUGAUUGCUUCUUGAUUGGUUGUGGUAGAUGCAUUCUGCAUUUAUAUGGUUAUCUUCUAUUAAACAAAACAGUGCAAGGUUCUUCCAAUAGUAGAAUUAGACAUCCGUCAUAUUAGUACCGAAAUUACAUGUUGGAUUCGAAUUCUGUGUCCAAAAAUUUGGAUUUGUUUAGGAUAAAACAGAAUUUGGAGUUGGUUCAUUCAAUUUUCGAUAUCUAAGCAUUUCUCGUGUUUUUUUCGAGUCAGUUACUUUGCAAUUGUGCUGCAUAAAAAGCUGUCUUCAUAGUGGUAAACAGUGGGCAAACAAUAAACAACUUAUGGUUCGAUGAUCUGGUCUCAUAAGUUGGUGCAUUAGUUCUAUAGUUAAUUGUUAAGCGAUACAAAGACAGGCAUGCACCAUUUCUUUGAAUUAUACAUAGACUAGCUGCUUGCUUAUGUUCCUUACUAAUUAUACAUAGUGGUAUUCUAUGGUGCUCGGACUCACCAUUCUAGCCGGCGUGCACAUGUCGACAUGACACAACACGGGUACGGGUAAGGAAUUGGAUUAUUCAAGUUUCAAUUGGACCAAACAAGAAAUCUUUAGAAAAAAUUUGUAGAUUUACCUUAGCGGCAGUUUGGCUAGAGAUGGAAGAUGUCUAUAAAGAAAUAGUAGAUUGGUGUUGGUGGUCCUUGGUCCAAAAUAAAUAUGCUGGCUCUUUGUAUAUGUUCACUGGAAACCCUAAAAUCAUGAAGAAGAAGAAUCCGAGAGAAGAUUUGGGUUUAAUUGUAGCCUGGGCCAUUUUUAAUAUGAAUAUGAGUGGGCUAAUAAUGUAAUUGUUUUUACAACACACAUAUUUUAGUUUAAUAAAAUAUUCAAACAAUACAAUUAAUCAUUUUUUUUUUCAAUUCAUCAUUUUUAAUUCUAAAAAUACUGCAAUAUCAAGUAAAAAUAAAAUCUAAAAAAGAAAAUAGAAAUUUGAAAAACGUACUCACGCACCCGUGUCUGAAAUUUGGACUCUUUUUAGCCUUUUCUUUGUAUCCCACAUUUUAGAAAAUAAAAUAUUAGACACUUAGAUACGUACCCGUAUCCAAGUCUGAGCAUCAUAUGUGGUAUUUUAUCUGUCUCAUCUGUUGGAAGUUCUUUAUGGUUUCAUCUGAAUCACUCAUGCUUAGUGUUUCUUGUCAUUUGUGGAGAGAUUCAGCUUCAGGAAAAGUUUUUAAAUUGCAGACUCCAUGGCUUCCUUCAAAGCAUUUUUAAACAGCCCAGUUGGUCCCAAAACGACUCAUUUUUGGGGUCCUGUCGCUAACUGGGGAUUUGUUAUUGCUGGGCUUGUGGACAUGCAAAAACCUCCAGAAAUGAUAUCUGGCAACAUGACUGCAGCAAUGUGUAUAUAUUCCGGGCUGUUCAUGAGGUUUGCAUGGAUGGUACAACCUCGCAACUAUUUACUUCUUGCUUGCCAUGCUUCAAAUGAGUCGGUGCAACUUUAUCAACUUUCUCGUUGGGCCAAGGGUCAAGGGUAUUUGGGAGGAGAGAAGGACAAGGCCUCGUCGCAAUGAAUCAACACUGCUAUUUCUUCUUGGACAAUCACAUCGUCCUAGAAAACCUCUCCCAAUAGGAGCUUUUGCUUGUUCAUUUUGAAUCUUCAUUGACGUGUCAUCACUAGAACAUAAUAAAACAGUAUGAUUGUAUAUGAAACGUUGACAAAAAACUAUGUAUCGACCGUAUUGAGGAUCUUCUUCCCUCUCAAUUCAAUGUUGUCAAUUCAGCUGAUAGUAUGGAAAUCAAUGAGUUUGCUAUUGCA
Molecule: messenger RNA, 2202 nt
Organism: Olea europaea var. sylvestris
Lineage: Eukaryota; Viridiplantae; Streptophyta; Magnoliopsida; Lamiales; Oleaceae
Product: mitochondrial pyruvate carrier 1
Exons: 5
Coding region: 1634-1957 (107 amino acids)
Biological process (GO): pyruvate import into mitochondria
Cellular component (GO): mitochondrial inner membrane
Source: RefSeq, a predicted model, not a curated record